Myodes glareolus (Bank vole) is the source of this 7134-nucleotide messenger RNA. The record is from RefSeq and is a predicted model, not a curated record. Lineage: Eukaryota; Metazoa; Chordata; Mammalia; Rodentia; Cricetidae.
CACCCCCACCUCACGGGUACGGGCCAUUCCCGGCCAGGAAACGCCGUGGCGCCGCGUUGGGCCUAACUCGAGUCUCGCUGCCUCCCGGGAGUGCCGUGCGCCGCAGCCCGGGCCCAGGCCCCGGCAGCGCCUGGGUCAAGGAUUCCUCAUGUCCGUAACAUGUUGGCUCAGGCUCUGCAGCUCACCCCCACUCUCUGAGUGGUCAGUCUCCAUUAAUUGGACCCCGUGAUUUCCACUCACUGCUGUCUUGGACGUCAUGAGCAUUGCAAUCCCUCUGGGAGUCACCACACCAGAUACAUCCUACUCAGAUAUGGCUGCUGGAUCAGAAAAGGAAGUGGAAGCCCCCUACCUUUCAAGACGAAGUGGCACUACACCAGGAUGUGAAAGUCCAGCGAAAGAGACCCAAGGGGCCUAGGGGGCAGCACACCCCCAGAAGCCAAGUCUAUUCCAGGCAGUACCAGGGAUUAGGGUCUGGGCUGGAAAAAUCCUGGUGUUUUGAAUAUGUUCAGGUCCAGUUCAGACUCUUGAUCCCACAGCCACUUCUUGAGUGAGAAAUGACCUUUGCUGUUAAUAAUAAGACCCCUUCUCACAGUUGUGGAGCAUAAAACUAGGGUAUCCUGUCUUGGUAGUGAAUGGAAGAGGGCCUGGUCCCUGGGGCAGUGCAGAAGGCACUUUCAUCAUCUCACUCACUGCAAAUGUCAUGUGAGGUUUCAUGGAAGUAUUAAGAGAUCCAAUUAAGAAGAAUAGUUCUGAGUCUAAACCAGCCCAGAGUGGCUUCUCUAGGGGAAACUCCCCGCUCUGCUGCCCUGAAUCUGUGGAGGCUAGUCCAGCAGUUAAUGAGAAGAGCGUGUAUUCCACUCAUAAUUAUGGGACCACUCAGAGGCAUGGGUGUCGAGGACUGCCUUAUGCUGAUCAUAAUUACGGAGCCCCUCCUCCUCCGACACCUCCUGCUUCUCCCCCUGUCCAGACGAUCAUCCCUCGUUCUGACCUGAAUGGCCUGCCGUCGCCCGUAGAGGAACGCUGUGGAGACAGCCCGAACUCUGAAGGAGAGACUGUUCCUACCUGGUGUCCUUGUGGUCUUUCUCAGGAUGGCUUCCUUCUCAACUGUGACAAGUGCAGGGGAAUGAGCAGGGGGAAGGUUAUUAGACUUCAUCGGCGGAAGCAGGACAACAUAUCAGGUGGGGAUAGCAGUGCAACAGAAAGCUGGGAUGAGGAGCUUUCUCCUUCCACUGUGUUGUACACAGCAACACAGCACACACCUACAAGCAUCACCUUAACUGUUAGAAGAACCAAACCCAAGAAGCGAAAAAAGAGUCCAGAAAAGGGUCGUGCAGCACCAAAGACGAAGAAGAUUAAGGCAUUUCAAGAGGGAUCCCGGAAGUCCUUGCGGAUGAAGAAUUCUCCCUCUGAAGCACAGAAUUUAGAUGAAAAUACCACUGAGGGCUGGGAAAAUCGGAUAAGACUAUGGACUGAUCAGUAUGAAGAAGCUUUCACUAAUCAGUACAGUGCAGAUGUACAGAAUGCCCUUGAGCAACAUCUACAUUCUAAUAAGGAAUUUGUUGGCAAACCUGCUAUUUUAGACACUAUUAAUAAGACUGAACUGGCCUGUAAUAAUACAGUAAUUGGUUCACAAAUGCAGUUACAGCUGGGGAGAGUCACUCGUGUUCAGAAGCAUCGGAAAAUCCUGAGAGCUGCAAGAGAUUUGGCUUUGGACACUCUUAUAAUAGAAUAUCGUGGGAAAGUCAUGUUACGACAACAGUUUGAGGUCAAUGGGCAUUUCUUCAAAAAACCAUAUCCCUUUGUGCUCUUCUACUCAAAAUUCAAUGGUGUAGAGAUGUGUGUGGAUGCUCGUACUUUCGGUAAUGAUGCUCGGUUCAUCAGGAGAUCAUGUACACCAAAUGCAGAGGUGAGACACAUGAUUGCAGAUGGGAUGAUUCACCUGUGUAUCUAUGCUGUCUCUGCUAUCACCAAGGAUGCUGAAGUCACUAUUGCUUUUGAUUAUGAAUAUAGUAACUGUAAUUACAAAGUGGACUGUGCGUGUCACAAGGGAAACCGGAAUUGCCCUAUACAAAAAAGAAAUCCCAAUGCUGCAGAAUUGCCACUCCCACCUCCUCCUAGCUUUCCCAUUAUUGGAGCAGAGACCAGACGUAGAAAAGCGCGGCGGAAAGAGCUGGAAAUGGAGCAACAAAAUGAGACUCCAGAAGAGAAUCAUAACCUACAACCACAAGAAGUUCCAGAAAAAGUAGCUGUUUCCAGUGAGCAUGAGGAAGCUGACAAUCCAGAAGAAAAACCUGAAGAAGAAAAAGAUGAGCCUACAGACGACCAGGAGAAUCCAGCUCAUAGCAGGAGGACUCGGGAAGAUAGGAAGGUUGAAGCCAUCAUGCAUGCUUUUGAAAAUUUAGAAAAAAGAAAGAAACGACGGGAUCAGCCUGUAGAACAGAGCAGCUCAGACGUAGAGAUUACUACCAGCAGUUCAGAGACAGCCGUUGGAGAAGAGACAAAAACUACAGCUCCUGAGGCUGAAGUUAGCAACCCUGUUUCAAAUAUUGCCAUCCCAAGCACCCCACAGAGCACUGGUGUGAAUACAAGGAGGUCUUCCCACACUGGGGAUGUAGCUGCAGAAAAACCAAUCCCCAAACCACCUCCAGCUAAGCCUUCUAGACCCCGACCGAAGAGUCGAAUUUCUCGGUACCGGACCAGUUCAGCCCAAAGACUAAAACGCCAGAAGCAGGCCAGUGCACAGCAGGCAGAGCUUUCACAAGCUGCCUUGGAUGAAGGAGGAAGUAACAGCUCAGUAACUCCUCCUGAAGCUGGAAACAUAGACAGUUCAGGAGAGAACAGACAGUUAAUGGGGUCUGAACCAACUGUGGUAUCAGCUACUGGAUCUCAUGUCAUCCGUGCUGCGUCUAAAUACCCUAAAACCAAAAAGUAUCUAGUUACAGAAUGGUUGAAUGACAAAGCAGAGAAGCAAGAAUGUCCUGUUGAGUGUCCUUUACGUAUCACCACUGACCCAACUGUGUUGGCUACAACCCUCAACAUGCUACCGGGUCUUAUUCAUUCCCCGUUAAUUUGUACCACCCCUAAACACUACAUUCGCUUUGGCUCACCCUUUAUGCCUGAGAGGCGUCGAAGGCCCCUUCUGCCUGAUGGCACAUUCAGCUCCUGUAAGAAGCGCUGGAUAAAGCAAGCCUUGGAAGAAGGGAUGACUCAGACAUCAUCUGUGCCCCAAGAGACUAGAACACAGCAACUAUACCAAAGUAAUGAGAAUAGUAAUUCUUCUAGUAUCUGUAAAGACAAUGCAGACUUACUGAGCCCUUUAAAGAAAUGGAAGUCUCGCUAUCUGAUGGAGCAGAAUAUCACCAAGUUGCUUCGGCCUCUGUCUCCAGUUACACCACCCCCUUCCAGCUCAGGCUCAAAGAGUCCCCAGCUGUCCACACCUGGCCAGACUCACCCAGGAGAAGAGGAGUGUCGAAAUGGAUACAGCCUCAUGUUCUCACCAAUCACAUCUCUUACUACUGCUAGUCGUUCCAACACUCCUCUGCAGUUUGAGCUUUGUCACCGAAAAGACCUGGAUUUGACAAAAGUGGGAUACCCAGACUCCAGCGCUCACAGCUGUGCUGAUAGACCUUCCCUGCUCAACUGUAGUCAUCCGGACCUGACUUCUCAUCCCUCUGUUGUUCCAACCUCAGAGGCUGGCUUCUCAAGCAGGAGUGGAGAUGGCCCUCAGACCUUGCUUAGAAACUCAGACCAGGCAUUUAGGACAGAGUUCAACUUGAUGUACGCCUACUCCCCUUUGAACGCUAUGCCUCGAGCAGAUGGACUGUAUAGAGGGUCCCCCUUGGUGGGGGACAGGAAGCCUUUACAUUUAGAUGGAGGAUAUUGCUCCCCUGCAGAAGGCUUUUCCAGUAGAUAUGAACAUGGUUUUAUGAAAGACCUCUCUCGUGGAUCCAUGUCACCUAGUGGUGAAAGAGCCUGUGAAGGAGUCCCAUCUGCUCCUCAGAACCCACCACAAAGGAAAAAAGUAUCCUUGCUAGAGUACCGCAAACGGAAACAAGAAGCCAAGGAGAAUUCUGGUGGGGGAAGUGACUCUUCACAGAGCAAAAGCAAGUCUGCAGGAGCUGGGCAAGGCAGCAGUAACUCUGUUUCUGACGCUGCCGCCCAUGGUGUGCAGGGAUCCUCAGCCCGAACCCCCUCAUCCCCUCACAAAAAAUUCUCCCCAUCUCAUUCCUCUACAUCACAUUUGGAGGCGGUAAGCCCAUCAGAUUCCAGGGGCACUUCUUCCUCUCACUGCAGACCUCAAGAAAACAUCAGCAGUAGGUGGAUGGUUCCAACAUCAGUUGAGCGACUCCGAGAAGGAGGAAGCAUCCCUAAAGUUCUCCGAAGCAGUGUGAGAGUGGCCCAAAAGGGAGAGCCCUCUCCCACAUGGGAGAGUAACAUCACAGAGAAAGAGUCAGACCCUGCAGAUGGAGAAGGCCCAGAACCGUUGAGCUCAGCACUCUCUAAAGGAGCAACUGUUUACAGCCCUUCCAGAUACAGCUACCAGCUCCUGCAGUGUGACAGUCCACGGACAGAAUCACAAAGCCUCCUUCAGCAGAGUUCGUCCCCCUUCAGAGGACAUCCCACCCAGUCUCCAGGAUACAGUUAUCGAACUACUGCACUGAGACCUGGAAACCCCCCCUCUCAUGGUUCUUCAGAAUCAUCCCUUUCUUCCGCAUCCUACCCUAGCCCUGCCCACCCUGUGUCCACAGACUCAUUGGCCCCAUUUACGGGGACUGCAGGGUAUUACAGCAGCCAGCCGCAUUCUGGAAACAGCACUGGCAGCAAUCUUCCGAGGAGGAGCUGUUCUUCGAGUGCUGCUAGCCCUACCCCACAGGGCCCCUCAGACUCACCAACCUCAGACUCGGUUUCUCAGCCCAGCACAGGAACACUGAGUUCCACCUCCUUUCCUCAGAACUCUAGGUCAUCAUUGCCAUCAGACUUACGGACUAUCAGUCUGCCCAGUGCUGGGCAGUCAGCUGCCUACCAGGCCUCCAGGGUAUCUGCGGUUUCCAAUUCACAGCACUACCCACAUCGUGGGAGUGGGGGUGUACACCAGUACCGACUCCAGCCACUGCAAGGGUCAGGAGUCAAGACUCAGACAGGACUUUCCUAGGGCUUCUGGAUAUGGGCAAACUGAACUUGAUGAGCCCAUAGCUGCUUCCUUCCAGCUGCCUCUGGAACCAAGGCCGAGCAUAUUGCUGGGGAAGAGGGGUACAAGGUGCCAGAGGAAUGGGUCUGGUCAGCAAGAAAUAAGACUUGUGGUCGUGACUGGCCUCCGGCCCUGGAGAAAGAUGUAAAUCUUGUCUGAAGCAGAGACUAUAAAGAAGUUUCUCCCUGCUGUAAGGGUACAUUGUUAACAAGCAAAUGGUGUUCCGAUUAGUAACGGUUCUAAGUGCAAUGACUUGUGUUGAAGCCUAUGUCUCCCAUCCUUGCCUGUAGCCUGUAGUCACUUGUGCAGUAAGGACAUCUUUUUCAAUAAAAAAAAACAAAACUUUUUUUUCUUUUCAAAAGAAAAAAGUGGAAAGAGCCAAUCUCAAAGCCCCAAGCCAUCUGAGUAGUGUUAGGGUUUUAUGCACUUAAGGAAAAAAAAAAGGUAGGUAUGUAGUUUGCUGUGAGACAACCAUUCCAAGAGCAGGUGCAUGGUCAAGGUGUGUCCACCAGGAGUACUCCCUACCUUUGUCUUAAAGGAAGUGGGCAGAGAGGAAUGCUUGCCACCUACUCUGAGGCUUGCCUGGCUCUCUAAGAAGAGCUAGUGGUCAGCUUUUGGUUAUUUGGGAGCAGAUUGGGGUGGGUUGGGCCCCAGCUGUUACCAUCUCACUCCUUCCCUCAUUUCAGUGGCUUAAUAAUAAAUAGCCCAGUGAAGUCAGCAGAGAAGGAGGUGGUCCCGUUUAGGAAGGAUCCAGUGGUCUGGGGAACCUUCGAAUUUUAAUUUUCCUAUUCCCAGUUAAUCAGGAGUUGCCGUCCUAAAAGCAGGACUGCUCCAUGACUGAGAAGCAUGCACUCAUGACUGCAGGGUAAGAAUGGGGCAGAUAGGGUUGUAGAGUGGCACCGACAGGGCUGUGAUUGUGUGUGGGGUCUGCCCCACAUUUCUUUAGGGGAUGCUUACAUGAGAGUGGGCAGGUGAGAGUUAACAAAUCACCCAUACCCCUAACACUGUUCUGGAUGAGAGACAAGAGCAGACUGGCUUCUCCCCAUCAGUGCAUUGUGCCUGCUGUACACCCCUGGAGGAGCCUAGAGCCAGCCCAGGUGGGGUACACAAUCUUUUUAAAUUCCAUAUGGUUGCCAGCUUAUUUCUUUCACUUGUUUACUGUAAUACCUGGCGUGUUUUUAUUUAUCUAAUUUUGUAUUCAGCUAUAACCUUGGUAGGGUAGCGAGUGUAUGACAGUGUGAUCCCUGGUGCUGCAGUGGACCGUACUUCUUUUGGACAAGAUAUACUGUGAGUCUCCCUCCUUACCUCUAAUCUGUUUUCUUUCCCAUUCCCCAGCCUCUUUCAUCUCCUUCUUUUCUACCCUGACCUACAACUAUCAUAUGCACAGUCUUCUCUCUUUGUGUGUGACUGUUACAAAAUUUCACUUUUCAAAAUUGAAAUCAGGUGUUUGCUCAAAUGAGGGGAGAUUUUUCUGUUGUGGUUUUAGUUUUUUGUUUUUAAUGCUGAACCAUCAGCAUAGUACUUUUUCUUUUUUUUUUUUCCUUUUUUUUUCUGUUUUGUUUUCCCCCACAAACCCAUCAGUCUGGGAGAGCAUUGGGAGUGGAAAUCAUGUUGCCUGGGAUGCCGGUUUCUUUGUAUAUUAUAUAAAACGUAUGUAAAUGUCUCUCCAUUUGGGCUGGGGUUUGCAUUCUCCCCUUGGCUUUUAGCCAAGGGGAGAGGCCAGCGGGCAGGCGGCCCUCACCCUGCCUGGCACGUGCAGAGACCCCAGCCACUUUGUGUGGGCAGGGUGCUGUCAAGACCAGACCUCUGGGGGGGAGGGGGGAGGGGGGACUCUUGGAAGGGAAGGAGCAUUGCUUCUUCCUCAAGUGGAGUGUUUACACCUUGCUGUAACAUUUGAACUUUCACAAGAGAUGUAAUAAUUUUGAUAAUAAAAUUCUUAACCAUAA